Messenger RNA from Strongylus vulgaris, 576 nucleotides. The record is from the annotation of a GenBank genome assembly. Lineage: Eukaryota; Metazoa; Nematoda; Chromadorea; Rhabditida; Strongylidae.
GAGCAAUUGCGACUGAUUGCUUUGAGAGGCGCUUCUUCCGAAGAAGUUGAAGAAUUGCUGGAAGGAGAUGACGCGGCCCCUGCUGGUGACUUCCUCGAUGAGAUUGUUCAAAUGGAAGGCGUACAGGGGGAACAUGUCUACGAUAAACGAGUACAGCAAAGUGUUCGUCUUCUGGACAAAAUCAUGCUGCAGCUUUCUAAGAAGUCUGACCACCACCGAGCAUUCAGUAAAAAGCUGCUCACUCUGUUUGAAACUUCACCGUUAGCUUCGGAAGCCAGAGAUGAUGCCUUCCAGGCCGUGUUGGCUGAGAACGAACGACUGACAGAGGAAAAUAGUCGCUUGCAAAGGGAAGCGAAUCGAGCCCAGCAGAAGUAUUCACGAUCCAGUCUAAAGUUAAAAGAAUGCGAAGAUCAAAUGGCUAUGCUGACGACCCGCAACGAGGAGCUAGAAAGAGAACUGGAAGAAGCCAAGUUUGAUCUCGACAAAGCUCAACGGCAAGCAAACAAGCUUGACUAUAAACUGUAUACCCUGGCAAAAGUGAGUAACUCUCAAUUAUCUAAAGUCUUUCCACUUUGA